Eucalyptus grandis is the source of this 2255-nucleotide messenger RNA. RefSeq names its product beta-glucosidase 11-like. Gene Ontology annotation, molecular function: beta-glucosidase activity. The transcript is spliced from 13 exons. NCBI's taxonomy places the organism in Eukaryota, Viridiplantae, Streptophyta, Magnoliopsida, Myrtales, Myrtaceae. The coding region runs from base 299 to 1876 and encodes 525 amino acids. Gene Ontology annotation, biological process: carbohydrate metabolic process. The record is from RefSeq and is a predicted model, not a curated record.
GGCGCCCAAGUCAAACGUGGCGUUAUAACAAAAGAGACAAGGAAACUCCAGAAAGAUACUGACGUGAUUCUCUCUCUGUCCUGCAAUUCAAAUCCGUCACUUCUCUUUUCGACCUUUACUUUACGGUGAUUCCAUUUCUGCACGACAAAACAAGAUUUCCAUAAAGAGAGAAGAAGAAAAGGAAAGGGAAUGAUAGCUGUUACAACCAGAGAAGAGAGGCAUUACGAGCGUGAUUGAUGUGCCUGUGGUGAUGUGUGACUGUGAUCUCUGAAGGAGACCCAGAUACGGGACAGAGAAGAUGACGAAGAAAUUAGGUUUCUUGUUGCGGCUUUUGGUAGUGGGUCUGGUGAUAGCAGAGACGGUCCAUGGUGCUUAUGAGUUCAGCAGAUACGACUUUCCUCCUGGCUUUGUGUUUGGUGCUGGCACUUCAGCUUAUCAGGUCGAAGGAGCAGCAAAUGAGGAUGGGAGGACUCCAAGUAUAAUGGACACCUGGGCCCACUCUGACUCAGGGAUUACAAGCGGAGCAAAUGGAGAUAUUGCCUGUGAUCAAUAUCACAAAUACAAGGUAGAUGUCCAACUCAUGGCAGAAAUGGGAUUAGACGCAUACCGGUUUUCCAUCUCAUGGUCAAGGCUCAUCCCAAAUGGGAGAGGCUCUGUGAAUCCGAAGGGAUUGCAGUACUACAACAACCUCAUCAAUGAACUGAUCAGCCAUGGGAUUGAACCGCACGUGACCCUGCACCAUUUUGAUCUGCCACAGGCUCUUGAAGAUGAGUAUGGAGGAUGGAUAAGUCGAAAUAUUGUGAGAGAUUUCGCGGAAUAUGCAGAUGUAUGUUUCAAAAUAUUCGGAGACAGAGUUAAAUACUGGACAACCUUCAACGAGGCCAAUAUUUUCUCGAUGGCUGGUUAUGACCUCGGAUUCAUGCCGCCAAGCCGUUGCUCUUCUCCAUUUGGAUUCCUUAACUGCACCAGAGGAGAUUCGUUAUUGGAACCAUACUUGGCAGCUCACAAUAUCUUAUUGUCACAUGCAUCGGCCACCAGAUUGUAUUGGAAAAAGUACCAGAACAUACAGAAGGGAUACAUAGGGCUUAACCUUCUGAGUUUCUACUCUGUUCCUUUCACAAACAAAACAGAAGACGUAAUUGCAGCUCGAAGGGUUACUGACUUUUUCAUGGGUUGGUUUGUGGAACCGCUGGUGUAUGGGGACUAUCCUGAGGUGAUGAAGAAUAAUGCAGGAUCAAGACUCCCUUCCUUCACUGCUCUCGAAUCUCAAAGAGUCAAGGGUUCAUUUGAUUUCUUUGCAGUCAAUUUCUACAGCGCAAACUAUGUCAAGGACAAUCCAGAAAGCCUGAACAUUGAACCGAGGGACUAUUUCACAGACAUGGCUGUACAGUGGAAAUACAAGCAAGGAAAUGCAUCGUCAUUUAUGAAUAGAUUUCCGCCUUCAUUUGAGUUUCCACUUACUCCAUGGGGUCUGCAAGGCGUGCUGGAGUUAUUCAAGCAAAAUUAUGGAAACCCUCCCAUUUUUAUCUAUGAAAACGGUCAAAGGAUGCAGAGAAACACGUCACUUGAGGACUGGCCGAGAAUUCAAUAUUUGCAGGAGCAUAUCAGUGUCCUGCUGGAUACAGUGAGGAAUGGCUCGAAUGCGAAAGGCUACUUCACAUGGUCCCUCCUAGACGUGUUCGAGCUGUUGGAUGGGUACAGGUCGGGCUAUGGCCUGUACUAUGUGGACUUGGACGACCCUGAGCUGAGGAGGUACCCGAAGCUCUCAGCCAAGUGGUACUCACGCUUCCUGAAGGGAGGGAGCAUCACUCCGGACAGCAGCAUCGAGCUCGAGGGCAAUUGGUCCUCCCUCUCUUCUGCUCAAGCCAUGAGGUGAAAUUAAAUUCCUGGUUCCUUGAGGUGCGAGUCAUUUUCUUGGGUAGCUUCAUUCACGAUUCAGGUUCAACUCAAGUCAAGGAGCAUGUGAAUGUUCUCUCUUUUGUCCAGAAUUUUCCUAGUAUGUACUUCAUCAUGCUGUUGGGAAGAUUCACGGAUGGUGCGAGCUAUUUAGCGUGACUGUAAAUCUUUGAAUUUCCUGGUUCCAAAUGUCAGUCUUAGCAUAUGGAGAAUAGAUGAACGUACAUAAAAGAAUUGCUUUGCAAUUUAUUAGUAGGGGCCGUCGAGUGGUUUUGUAUCAUUAUAUCAGAUUCCAAGUCAAUCGUCCUUAUGCCUCGUCAUGCUUAAAUUUAUGUACGUAAUCUCACGCCCUCCUUGAA